CUGCGGAGGGUUGAAAAGUUUUGACCAUGAACUUUGCGGAUCUCGACGCAGUGACCGCCGCUGAGAUACAGCGGAGUCCCGGAGAGGCUUCAGCGAUGGGGACCGCGGGACUGGAGCGCUGAGGCGGUACCCGGAGCGGGCACCGGGACCCCGAGAUGGCGACCUGCGGACCAUCAGCUGCCAACCGGUCUGAGGGGCUGAACGGCAGCGCUUUCCGGGACUCUGAGCCACUUUACUCCCAUAGCGCCGCUGCUCUGGUUAUCACUGUGGUCGCCAUCACCAUCUCCCUGACCAUCCUGGGCAAUGUGCUGGUGGUGGUGGCGGUGCUCACCAGUAGAGCCCUCAAGGCUCCUCAGAACCUGUUCCUGGUUUCCUUGUCCUCGGCUGACAUCCUGGUGGCCGCCCUGGUCAUCCCCUUCUCCCUGGCCAGCGAGGUGAUGGGCUACUGGCAGUUUGGGAGCACCUGGUGUGGGAUCUACCUCUCUCUGGAUGUCCUCUUCUGCACCUCCUCCAUUGUCCACCUGUGUGCCAUCAGUCUGGACAGGUACUGGUCAGUGACCAGGGCCGUGCAAUACAACCCCAAAAGGACUCCCAAGAGAAUUAAGCAAAUGAUCGGCAUCGUUUGGCUGAUAUCUGCUGUCAUCUCCCUCCCACCCUUGGCUGCCAUUGACAACAACAGCAGUAACACGGGCUGCUGUGAGCUCAAUGAUGAUACUUGGUACAUUCUCUUGUCUUGUACGGUCUCCUUCUUCGCUCCUUGCAUGAUCAUGAUCUUAGUCUAUUUCCGGAUCUACCGAGUGGCCAAACAGAGGACAUCCAGUGUAUCAGGGACCAGGAGUGGGGCGAGCAGGCAAACCUCCCAUCCCGAAACAUGCUUUGCCAACAAGGCUAAGGUUGAGCCAGAAACCCCCAGCACAAUGAGCUCAAUCAGCAACCAGAGGCAAGAGGAGUUGGAGGACAUUGAUUUGGAAGAGAGCCCAUCCUCUGAGCACAAGGUGAGCAUCUCCAGAGACCUCAGCGAGAGGAAGCACCAAACGUCAAUCAACUCUGCCUCCAAGACUAAGAGAACCCGCUUGGGCUGGACCAGCGACCGAGCCGGUCAGAGAAAGUGUCCCAGGUCCAACAUGAGCAAAAAUAAAAUGGUUCAACUGAGGGAGAAACGCUUCACCUACGUCCUGGCUGUGGUGAUAGGAGUUUUUGUGAUCUGUUGGUUCCCCUUUUUCUUCACCUACAGUCUUAAAGCCAUCUGCAGGAAGAGUUGCUCAGUGCCUGGCCCUCUCUUUAAAUUUUUCUUUUGGUUCGGCUACUGCAACAGUUCCUUAAACCCCAUCAUUUACACCAUCUUCAACAGAGACUUCAGGAAGGCUUUCAAGAAAAUCCUUUUCAGAACGAUCGAGCACCCUUUGUAACUGCAUGUCACCCACAGCUGUGUGUGUGUGUGUGUUUAUACUGUUUAUGCAUGAGCUUUGGUAUUUUGCUGUCUCUUUAUUUCAUUUUUUUCAAACUUAAUCUGAUCAGGAGAAAUAACCAUAAACGUGUGAGCCGGACACACACAAUAAAUCUGAAAUGACCUUCAUUUCUCCCAAAGGCUGAAAGUGAUUUAUUAAAGGGCUUAUCGUUUUUGCAACAAAAAAGUACAGUAUGUGUUGACUUUAUUUUUUAAA
This is a messenger RNA of Callorhinchus milii (elephant shark), 1664 nucleotides long. RefSeq names its product alpha-2Da adrenergic receptor-like. NCBI's taxonomy places the organism in Eukaryota, Metazoa, Chordata, Chondrichthyes, Chimaeriformes, Callorhinchidae. Gene Ontology annotation, biological process: platelet activation; regulation of vasoconstriction; adenylate cyclase-activating adrenergic receptor signaling pathway. Gene Ontology annotation, cellular component: membrane. Bases 156 to 1409 code for a protein of 417 amino acids. Gene Ontology annotation, molecular function: alpha2-adrenergic receptor activity. The record is from RefSeq and is a predicted model, not a curated record. The transcript has a single exon.